Chara braunii is the source of this 7676-nucleotide messenger RNA. NCBI's taxonomy places the organism in Eukaryota, Viridiplantae, Streptophyta, Charophyceae, Charales, Characeae. The record is from the annotation of a GenBank genome assembly.
GAGUCGGGAGGGCGACUGUCGGGAGGGCGACUGGGAGGGGAGCUUAUUCCAGCUUUACGAACAAUCUAAUGGCGAACGGCGGCGUGGUGUACAACAUCUUGUUCGUUCAUUGCACGAGGCCUCAUCUUACGAUGGGCAAUUUGGUUUAAUUUGUGUGUUGGUCUUACACCCUCUCUUCCCCAAUUCCCACACAUAGACCCGCAAACUGACACACUGAAAGACUCACACACACACACACAAAGAGAGAGAGAGAGAGAGAGAGAGAGAGAGAGAGAGAGAGAGAGAGAGAGAGAGAGAGAGAGAGAGAGAGAGAGAGAGAGAGAGAGAAGAUGGAUUUUGGCCCGGUUGCCUCGACGGAGGCUUUCUUGUCAAGCCUUGAAGCAGAGGGAAUGGAGGGCAUGGCGAGUGCGGGUCGUGUGGCGAAUGAGCAGCACGUCUCAACGGUACAGGGGUACGAACAGCAGAGUGGGGAAGGUGGGUUGUACGGUCACGGAGUCGGGCAACAACAAGGAUAUGAUCAUCAGGGAGGAGGGCAGAGUUAUGGCCACUCUGACGGACGUGCUUUUGAGCAGCAAAGUCUCCACCAUGAUUAUGGUCAAGGCAACCAGUUUGAGCCAGGCGGAAUUAGUGGGGGUGGUAGCGGGCAUGAGCAGCAGGUGGGUGAGACAGGGGGCUUGGCGAGGUUCGAACAAGGGGGCGCUCUCGCUCAUGGGGCUACGGCGCACGAGUACGGGCACCCUGGCCAUCAGGGGAGCAGCAUAGUUCAAGGCCUCAUGGAACAACGGACGACUACGGGGUACGAGCAAGCGCCGGCAUCAACGGCGCAGGACUUCGAUCAAAACAGUGCUCAAGCAGUGUACGACGUGGCGAGAGAGGUACAUGUAGCGCCGCGAUUCGAUCCGUCGGCCAUCCACGUCGCCGGGUACGAUCAAGUGAAUGGAGGGGAGAGCAAACCGGCGGGUCAGGGUUUCGACGGGACGACGGCAUUGGAGCAGAAAGGGUCUUAUGUCGAGCAAGGCAGCGGGGGUAUAAGGGGCGCUCGGGGCUUCGAGCAUAUGGUUGCGGAGCAAGGAUUAGGGGGCGGGUUCCAACCUGGGGGUGGUGAAGUUAUAGCACAUAUGGUUGCGGAUCAAGGACAGGGCGGCGGGUUUCAACCUGGGGGUGGUGAAGUUAUAGCACAUAGGGGUUUCGAGCAAAGCAGUGUUGUACAUCGUUAUGAUGGAGCGGACGCCACUGCUGCUGAUGGGUACGUGGGACAACAAACCGCGGGUCUGGUGGUCGCGUCGAGUUUCGAACAGACCUCCACGAUUUUGUAUGAGCAACGGGUGUCGGGGACUCUUCAGGAUUUCGACAAGUGUGCUGUCCAGGGGUACUCUCAGAGUGGAUUGGAGUUGUCCACAGCCCAGAAGCUGCAGCCAGCCACGACGAGUUCGAUUCACAGUUACGACCAAAAAGGGGCCUCUGCUGCGGGUGUGAUUAGGGAUUUCGACCUGAUGACGACAUCACAAGGAGUUGAAGGGAGGGGCAUUAUGCCGGGGUACGAACAAGGCACUCCCACGACUGCACCGCUCAGUGUGUCUGCUGAGCAAGGCGGGAUUAUUGUCCCACCAAGACCGGGGGGAUUCGAUCAACGAGCGUCCGGGAUGCAGCAGGGAUAUGAGCUGUCGCAGGGCACAGCGGCGGCGCAGGGGCAGGGGUUGAGUUUCGAGCAGCAGCUCAGCUACCCGCCAGACGGAACGGGGGCUGGCGGUAGCACGAUAGUUGUCAACAAUGUGAGCGUGGAGCGGUUUGCUCAGCAACGCGUUGAAGGUUCGGAAGCCUAUGAGGGUAGGGAGGGGGGAGGCGCAGGUGCAAAGGUGUUCGAGCAGAGGGCUGCAGCCUCUGCCCAAGAGCGCGAGCAGCUGAACGGAUUGUCGGCCGGCCUGGCUAUAGAGCGCGAGAAGCAGGGUGUUGCCCAGGGAUAUCCGCAAGUUUGUGCGGGAAUGACGGCGGAACCGUUGGGAGCGUUUGGUCAGCAAGGGGGUCAGCAGCAGGUAUUCGAUCCGGCCGAGCAGGUGGCGAUGGUGGCCCCAGCAGCAGCAGCCGCAGCAGGGGGGGGGUUCGAGCAGGGAGCAGGGGUGAGCGGAAGAGAGUACGACCGCGGGCAAGGAUUUGUAACUCAGGUUUUUGAACGGACACCCGCGGAGGGGUUGUGCCAAGGGGCAAUGCUGGAGCAACAGCAGGAUGUUGUCCAACAGGGCCAACUGCAGCACGUGGAAGGGGAGAACCAGCAACAGAGUUGUGAGAAAAGAGGAGGUGUGCAGGAAUUCGGGCAGCAGGGAGGCGCAGUGGGCGAGGGACAGGUUCAAGCAGCUGCUGCGGCACAGAAUUACACGAAUAUGGACGUGAAAAUGGAACAUGAGGACACGAAAAAUGGCGAGGGUUGGGGGCGACGGAGCAACAACAGUAGGUUUGAGGCCGAGCCGCAGUAUGGAGAUGGAAAGUAUGGGGAGGGGGAGGGGGAGAGUGGGCAGGAUAAGCAGGGCAAAGAGGAGGAAAGGAACGAGGAAGAAAUAGGUCCAUCUCCUCCCAGUGACUGGCAAAUGGGUGCUGCCGACCAUAACGGUCCGCAUCCUCCGCUGCCGCCAGAGGGAAGCAACGACUCAGAGAAUGAAGGUCAGCAACACGAGUUGCUGCGACAGCAAGACGAACACGAAUGGUGGCGUUAUCACCAACAACGGGAUCAGCGGGGUCAAGAUCAGGAGGGAGAGGAGGGUCAUGCCGAGGCGGGUGUGUUGUUCGGCAGAACCACGAGUGCUCAUUCAGACCAAAGGGGCAUGGAGGAUGGAAACAACGGUGCCGCGAGGUCGGAGCCGGAGUCCUCUGGCGGCGGGAAUCAGUCAUCAACAGGGGGCGGCGCGGCCCAGUCUACGGGCGGUGGUGGCGUGGGAGAGGGAGUGUCGGGAGGUGGCGGAGGAAGUAUGGGGGAGACAACCAGCGGGAAGAAGAGGCGCAGUCGCUGGGGACCACAGUCGGAGGAAAGCAACGAGCGAAAUGGCGGGAGCGGUGGGGCGGGGGGUGGAGGAGAGGGACAAGACAAUGGAGAAGGAACGGGAGGGAAAAAGCGGAAGAGUCGGUGGGCAGAAGACCCUAGCAAGUCGGCGGUCGUCUCCGUUGCGCCGUUAAUAGGUCAGGUGCAGCUGCCUAAUUUCGUGAAGGAGCUAAUGGGAGGAAUGGACAUGAAUCCAGAGACGCAAGCGCUCAAUCUGAGGCUUCAUGACAUCAACAGGAAGCUGCAAACCGGGCAGGUAUUGGAGGACAAGCCGCCAGAGCAACGGUCGCCUUCGCCGGAACCGAUAUACGACAACAUGGGUAUAAGGAUCAACACGAGAGAGUACCGGGCGAGGGAGAAGAUGAUGAAGGAAAGGCAAGACGUGAUUGCGGAGUUGAUAAAGAAGAACCCGAAUUUCAAACCGCCAGCAGAUUACAAGCCGGGGAAGAAAUCGAAGAAGCUGUUUAUUCCGUUGAAAGAAUAUCCGGGGUACAAUUUCAUCGGGCUGAUCAUCGGUCCACGUGGCAACACUCAGAAGCGAAUGGAGAAAGAGACGGGCGCGAAGAUUGCCAUUCGCGGGAAGGGCUCUGUGAAGGAAGGAAGGUCGCAACAGGGGAGGAGGGAUCAGAAGCCCGACCCAGCGGAGAACGAGGACUUGCAUGUGUUGAUUCAGGCGGACACGGAGGACCAGCUGGAGCGAGCGGCGGCAAUGAUCGAGAAACUUCUUGUGCCCGUCGAAGAGGGGAAAAACGAGCACAAACGCACGCAGCUGCGCGAGCUGGCCUUGCUGAAUGGAACUCUGCGUGAUGAUGAGUACUGUCGAUUAUGUGGGGAGCCCGGUCAUCGGCAAUACACGUGUCCGUCCCGGCAUACGACGUUCAAGGCGGAUUUGACUUGCAGGAUUUGCGGGGAUGGCGGGCAUCCGACGAUCGACUGCCCAAUGAAGGGGACGGCACAAGCGAACAAGAUGGACGCGGAAUACAAGUCUUUCCUAGCGGAGCUUGGGGGCGGCAACCCCGGGGAUGGCGGAGAUGGUGGGGAAGGCAGCGGAGGCGGGGAAGUGGGGGGAAUGCGCAGACAGGUGACUCCCCCUGCUCUCAUGGGACCUUCGCAGGGCAUGAUGAUGAACGACCUGCAUGACGGCGGUUUAGGCGGGGGAGGCCCCGCACCCUGGAAUGGAAACGGCGGAGCGAUGGGCGGGCAUGUCGGAGGGGAAGGAGGGAGAGGAGGCGGGGAUAGAGGCGAAAGAGGCGGACUAGACAGGGGUGGUGACAGAGGCGGAGGCGGCGGGGGCGGCGGGGGCGGCGGACAAAUGCACAUGCCGUUUGGAGGGCCGCAAGGUUCAGGAGGAGGAUCUCAUCAACACGGAGGUCUGGGCGCCACUUCGAGAAGUAAGGAGGCCGACGACUCCAACCUCUACGUUGGGUAUCUGCCGAGCAUGGUGGACGACGAGGGCUUGCUGCUGCUCUUCUCCCAGUUCGGUAGAGUUGAGGACGCCAAGGUGAUUAGAGACCGGAACACGGGGCAGAGUAAGGGGUACGGAUUUGUGAAGUACUCUGAUGCAGCAUCGGCAACGCAGGCAGUGGCGGCAAUGAAUGGAUUCCGUGUAGACGGGAAGUUCUUGGCUGUCAGAGUGGCGGGAAGACCGCCUCCUGGAUCAGGAGGAGGAGGUGGGGGAAUGGGAGGAGGAAUGGGUGGUCCGGGGAUGGGUCCUGGAGGUCCGGGGUUGGGGAACCAAGGAAUGGGACCAGGAGGUUCCCAGCCCAUGAUGUUUUCGCACGGUGACAACGGCACCAUGGCUGGUCCGGGUCAGCAGCAACCGCCAACAUCCGCAGCGGGUCCCCCGCCGCCGAUGGUGGGUGGUCACAUGCCUCCAUGGGGGGUGCAACCUCCGCCGGGUGGCAUGCCGGGAACACCCCUUCCGCCGCAGGGGGGGGGGGGCAUGGGCGUGCCGCCUCCUUUCGGCGGUCCUUUCGGUCCACCCAUGCCACCGCCAUUCGGGGGGGGCAUGCCUCCGCCACCUCAGCCGCCCCCUUUUGGAGGCAUGUUCGGAGCGGGUGCUUUCCCCCCUCCACCAAUGCCACAGAACAGUGUGCCUGGCGGAACUGGAGGUCCUCCUGCUGGAAUAUCCAGCGCACCGAUGGGAGCUCCGCCACAUAGUGGCGCGAUGGGACCGCCGCCGAUAACGAUGUCUGGACCACCGAUGUCCGGACCGACGCCGCUUUCUGGACAACCCCCCGCAACCGGGCCACCUCCCCCGUCUGGACCACCCCCAGCGGGACCGCCACCAUCGGCGCCACCGUCAGCUGGACCUCCACCACCAUCGGGACCAGGACCUCUUCCUUCCGGCCUGGCUAUGCCGGGUGCAGGUCCGGCCACGUCAGGUGUGAUGAUGGGGUCCUUUGCGCCUCCUCCUCCCCCGCCGUUCGGCGGAUUCUAUAACGGUCCGCUUCCUGUGCAAGGAGGCCCCGCGGGACCAGGAUCUUCGGCAGGUGGAACACAGGCCCUGCCUCCUCUUCCCACUAGUCAGGGCCCCCCUCCACCUUGGGCUGAGCCGAGGGCGGUGGUCAGCGCCGGCGUAGCGGGAGGAAGCCUUCCAGCGAGUAGUCCUGUGGAAUCUGAGUACGAAAGGUUUAUGAAGGAGAUGGGCAGAUGACAGACUGGGGGCUAAUCAAUCGGAAGAGAGGUGGAAGGAAGGGCAUGCGGAAGCGCAUGACAGAAGGCUAGGCUAGGUGAACCGUUAGGUUGGUGACAGGCACAGGAAGAGGAGGAGAAGGAUAGGGAAGGGAAGCGCGGAGGACUGUCGUGCAGGCCCUUCCGCUGUGUUUUAUUUCUCGAGCAAUAAAUAUAGGGAAGCGAUUAACGAAAUAGCAAAUGAGCAGGCAAAUACGGUUGUGCGUCCUCUUUCUCUCUCCUGCCGUGUCUCUGUCUGUCUGCAUUGCAAGUGCGAGUGAGUACGUUUAUCCCUUCUAACGCACUCAGAGAAGUCCGGCUUUUCUCGCUGUGUGAAACGCCAAAUGCGAUUUUGAAAAGGGGCGGGUGGCGUCACACAGCACACAACUUGUUUGCUGGACAUGAUGACGUGGCAGACACGGGUCAGCAUCGUGCUCGGCUUGCCUGCACAAGCAGAGGCGUUCGUUGCUGUGUGGAGAAGGUACCCUCAUCAACACACUCACACCCGCACGUCCAUGCACACAGACAAAGAGAGAGAGAGAGAGAGAGAGAGAGAGAGAGAGAGAGAGAGAGAGAGAGAGAGUCUAUAGUGUACUGGGACAAUAUGAAAGGACAAAGUAAGGAUAGGUAGCGGAACGACCUCAGUGGGAAGAAGCUGGACUGCCUGCCAGAUUGCCUUCUGGUGUGGAUGAUGCCAUCGACCAGCGUACGCUUGAUCGGCUGUGCAAGCCGUGAGCUGUGGAAGUUCCUUUUCGACAAUGCAAUCAGAAGAUUCUGCGGUUCGUCAUCUCGCUGGAGCGUCAAAACUUCCGAGGUACCGGAACAACGAGGGGCGAGGAACUGAGUGGCUGGCUGUGCACAACGAGGGCCGGGGAACUGAGUGGCUAGCUGUGCCGACGCGCACUGUAUUGGGUAAUGAUGAUUGCAUGUGUGGGUGCUUGGACCGGCUAUGAUAAGCCGGGGGAAUGUCAUCGUCAGCAAUGUCUGAAAUUAUGGGUGGGCCUCGGAAAAGAAGAUCGCAUGGCUGGCUGUGUGCCUGGACCGGCGGUGAUGACCAGAGAGGGAGAGAUCAUCAGCUAUACCUGAAAUGGUGGGCGACCAUUGGGAGAAGAAUUAGCUGCGAACCGGGAUGUCAGGGCAUUAUUGGAGGGGCAGAGGUCCUCGGCAUGCUGGCUGACUGGCUGGUUUGUCCAUGGAAUAGGCGGCGAUCGGUGACUAGCUGGCUGGUUAGGGCAGUCUGUGGUUUUCCAGGCCUGGGAUCAUCGACUAUGCCUGAAAUGGCGGGCAUUCAUUUUCACACUUAGCUGCGAACUGGAAUGUCAAGGAAUUAUUCGACGGAAAGAGGUCUUCGACAUGCUGGCUGACUGGCUGGCUGGGCUGGUUGCGCCCAUCGGGAAUGCUGCCGUUGUCCGCUAGCAGGCUGGUUGCCUCAGUUGUGGCUUGCCAGGCUCAGGGAGAAGUCAGCCUCCGCUCCGCUACUGCUACUCUUGAGACGCAGGGUGUGUGUGCUGAUUCGGGUCCCUGGUACGAUCAUCGCCUGCAGUUUGUGUUUUGGUUGCUUCGUUUGUUUUGACUUACAGAUGCUUGCAGUGACCGGGAGGGUUCCUUGAUGCUUUUCUGGGGACUUACAGAUUCUUGUCAUGACUUUCGAUGUGUUUAUAUGACCACUUACCUAUGUUUUUUUCCCCACUCACCCACGAGGACUUACGAACUUGCUCACGAAUGUGGAAUGCCUUCUGUUUUGAUGGCUGACCUUCCAAUACUACUGCAGUGGUGAACGCAGUUUUUGAUGGCUGACCUCCUGAUACCACAGUGGUGAACGCAGUUAUUGAUUCUUACUCCUUGCUUGAGGUGCAUGCCGGGUGGGCUUGGAUGCAUGCGUGACCCAGUGUUUGUGCCUGUCCUCUUGGUCCCUCCUGUGUUUUAUGCGAAUGUUGGCUUUCUGCAAUCGGGAAACUUAGUUAGAAGCCGA